Fonsecaea pedrosoi CBS 271.37 is the source of this 1506-nucleotide messenger RNA. RefSeq lists its product as uncharacterized. The transcript is spliced from 2 exons. The coding region runs from base 1 to 1506 and encodes 501 amino acids. Gene Ontology annotation, biological process: DNA-templated transcription; nucleotide-excision repair; regulation of transcription by RNA polymerase II. Gene Ontology annotation, cellular component: transcription factor TFIIH holo complex; transcription factor TFIIH core complex. The record is from RefSeq and is a predicted model, not a curated record. Gene Ontology annotation, molecular function: zinc ion binding. Lineage: Eukaryota; Fungi; Ascomycota; Eurotiomycetes; Chaetothyriales; Herpotrichiellaceae.
AUGCCGGCAUCAGGGGACGAAUUCGUCGUCGAUGGAUCAGAUGACGAUGCGCCCAGAGCAUCCACCCGCGGCCGCGCAGCGGCUCGAAGAGCAAAUGCUCGUGAAUCUGCCCAAAGCUUUGAGGUAACCCGAACUUGGGAUUUGCUUAUUGAAGGCGCCGAUGGAACCAUUACAGGGGCCGUUGAGGGCCUCCUUGAGGCGGGCAAGAGGAAAAGACUCCUCAAAGACACCACACCUCUCCAGCGCGGCAUCAUCCGUCACCUGAUUCUCAUACUCGACAUGUCCCUCUCUAUGAAUGAGAAAGACCUUCGUCCAACCCGUUACUUACUCACCCUAUCCUACACCGAAUCCUUCAUCCGCGAAUUCUUCGAGCAGAACCCGAUUUCUCAACUGGGAAUAAUAGGCAUGCGUGACGGUAUUGCGCUCAGGAUCAGUGAUAUGUCUGGCAACCCAAACUCUCACCUGUCUGCGUUGCAGAAAUAUCGCAAGGAAGAGCCUAAAGGCAGUCCUUCUCUGGAAAAUGCGCUCGAGAUGGCAAGAGCAGGACUAUUCCACUCACCUAGCCAUGGGACACGUGAAAUACUGCUAGUGUUUGGCGCUUUGCACACUUCGGAUCCAGGAGACAUCCACAAUACGAUCAACAGUCUCGUCCACGAUAAGAUCCGUGCUACGGUUAUUGGACUCGCAGCGCAAGUCGCCAUUUGUGCCGAACUUGUCUCUAGGACGAACGAUGGGGACUUAUCGCCCUAUGGAGUCGUAUUGCACGAACAACACUUUCGAGAGUUGUACAUGGCUGUGACAACUCCACCGAUCACCCAUGACAGUGCCAACAAAACAGCCCCAUCCCUCUUGAUGAUGGGUUUUCCUUCUCGAACUGUGGAGGACCACCCCUCGUUAUGCGCUUGUCACACAACUCCCCGAAGAGACGGGUAUCUGUGCUCGCGAUGCAGUACCAAAGUGUGCAGUCUGCCGAGUGAAUGCCCUGUGUGCGGGUUGACGCUAAUUCUAAGUACACAUUUGGCAAGGAGUUAUCACCAUUUGUUCCCUCUGGUUAAUUGGGUCGAAGUCCCCUGGUCGAAGGCUUACCGCAGCACUGCUUGCUUCGCCUGUUUGAAGCCAUUUCCUCCGAUCCCAAAGCUAAAUCAGCCCCCGAUAUCAACCAUCAGAGACCGUUCGCAAGGGACCGUGCGAUCUACUGGCUCACAAGCGUCGAGCUCCACUCCUGGUACCAGCCGACCUUCUCAACCUACAGUUCCUCCCCCGACAACAAGUACUAGCAGAUAUGAGUGUCCUGUCUGCCGUAAACACUUCUGUAUUGACUGUGAUCUCUUUGCGCACGAGGUUGUGCAUAACUGUCCUGGAUGCCAGAGUGCAAAGAUGCAGACAAGCUUGAUGGGGGAGACAGAGAUUCCGGCUCCUGAUGGGCGUGAAAUACAGGGCGAGAGCAACUCGACACAACAGAACGCGGUGGAGAGUCAGAAUGGAGAUAGGAUGAGUAUUGAUUGA